Thrips palmi is the source of this 862-nucleotide messenger RNA. RefSeq lists its product as uncharacterized. NCBI's taxonomy places the organism in Eukaryota, Metazoa, Arthropoda, Insecta, Thysanoptera, Thripidae. The record is from RefSeq and is a predicted model, not a curated record.
UGAUAAUUGGACGCACGUAUAAAAAGCACGGCAAUCGAUUGAGUGGCACACCGACAUCGGUCAUUGCACAACGAGCACGAUGGCGCGUCUGCUUGUCCUUGCUAUCGCCGUUGUGGCCAUCGCUGCCAGCGCCACAGCCUGGUUCCAUGCCGGAAAAAAGCAGAACCAGUUAAUUGUGACGUACAGCAUUUUACCGGACCCCUUCCACAAGAGGAGCUUCUUCGCCCUGCCCCGCACUCUGAAAGAGGCAAAUGCCGGCGUAGACUACUGGACCCCCACCGUUGAAAGGCCGAGAGACAACACGACGAUCUACUGCCGCGAAGGCGACUGGCGCGUGUGUUUGCUGUUUGACGUUCAGGGCAGCGUGGCGGGAAUUCGCCUGUCGGUUGACAGAGACGAGAUCCAAGCAUCCGGCCUCAACUUGGAGAGGGUACCGGAGUGGGCAGACAAAUGGAGCUCUCUGCGUCAUGGGAGCGUUUACUCUGCCACCGUGUACUUCCAGUCUUCAGAGGAGCUUGCUGCCGGUGGCCGCAGUCUCAAAAAGGAUGACCUCACCGCCCCUAACGGCAUUUACAUCCUGCAUACUGACAACGUCGGCUUUGAGACGGACCGCCUCCACGUUCCCACCCAGGAGUCCGAGGCUGCGUCGGCCGGAUUCACUGAGCAAUCCUGUUUCUUCGGCAUGGGCAAGCAUUACUUUCAAGGACUGAGCAAAGACAGCAAGUGCGAAGACCACCGCCCCUACUUCUUGCUCUACGGCCCGAAAACCAAGGAGCUCAACGGAUUCGGUUUUGUCCAGUACGGCAAUGCCACCACGAACGGUCGCGGGUGGUUCGAGCAUCCCUCAGCGAAGGUGGCCAAG